Messenger RNA from Paramacrobiotus metropolitanus, 870 nucleotides. RefSeq lists its product as uncharacterized. The record is from RefSeq and is a predicted model, not a curated record. The transcript is spliced from 5 exons. NCBI's taxonomy places the organism in Eukaryota, Metazoa, Tardigrada, Eutardigrada, Parachela, Macrobiotidae. Bases 46 to 717 code for a protein of 223 amino acids.
AAUUGUGUCGAUGCUUAGAGAAUAGAGGAGUUGUGGUGCAAGUUUAUGUUUCCUUACAAGCCCCCAUCCAAAGGAUUGUAUCCAUAUUAUCCCAAUUGUGUCUACAGAAAUUUCACGUUCAACUUCUUUUGUUACGACCCCAAGAAUUCCAGCAUAAGCGUCAACAGUUUUGUCACAGGUCUUUGGGAUGACGAUAAUAACUUCUUUACAUGGCGCCCGGUGGCCGAUGACAGCUGUUCUAUGAAGUGUUGCACAACCCCGAAAGGCUACUAUAUCGAUUACGCAUCGUGCUAUUAUGUAUCAACGCACGACCAAUUUGGAGAAUAUUACGACUCAAACUUCAACUUUAUUGUCACGUGCGCACAUGGCCACGUAAUUACCGGAAUAUCCAAGAAGAUGAACGCUAAUACAGCGACGUAUAGAGUGGACUGGAUUCAGUGCUGUCGUUUGGGAUACGGCAUUCCGCAUAUCGUGUCGCCUCCUGUAAUUAGCGGCCACAGUGGACUUCCGGCAUAUUACGCCGCGGAGCCGUACACUCCGGCGCACAUCCCCAACGGCUACCAGGCCCAGUACCGAACUCUGCCGGACGCAACAGAACCGUCUACGAAUACCACAAGGUUCUCGGCCACACGUGUAUGGUUUCGGAAUAAACCACAAGUAGAAGAAACAGCAGCAUCCGCGGCGUCUGGACAUGUCGUAGUGUCGGAUCGACUUUGAUACACUUAAUGGCGAAAACCGAAUUUAAAAUUGAAUUUUUUUGUUGCUUUUUUUGCGCAAUUGGUGGCUUUACUGUUUACAUGAACAGAUACUCGUACAUUGCAAACAAACGUUUCGUGACGGUUCCUGGCUGCUUUUAUUUUCAAUCGAAUU